Molecule: messenger RNA, 580 nt
Organism: Episyrphus balteatus (marmalade hoverfly)
Lineage: Eukaryota; Metazoa; Arthropoda; Insecta; Diptera; Syrphidae
Product: general odorant-binding protein 99b-like
Exons: 2
Coding region: 96-458 (120 amino acids)
Biological process (GO): sensory perception of smell
Molecular function (GO): odorant binding
Source: RefSeq, a predicted model, not a curated record
AGGGAGUCAUAAAACAGAACGCUAUUCCAAAACUUUGCAGAAACUUUUUGCUAGUCUUCACGAGUUCAUUUCAUAGAAAUUCUUAAAAUAUUAUAAUGAAAUUUAGUAUUGCAUUAAUUCUAAUGCUCGCCACCUUGGCAUCAGCAAAUAAUUUUCAAAUGAGAGAGGAUUGCGCUAGAGAACUUCAAAUUAAAAAUUACCAUCGAAAUACUAUUCCUGAGGGUCAUCUAGGAAAAUGCUUUUUAAAAUGCAUGUAUGAGAAGAACGGAGCUUACGAUAAAGAGAACGGGUUUAAAAUCGAAAAAAUAUAUAAUGAAAUUAAAAAACAUCAUCGUCCUAGUAUUGCUGAAGGUGAACUUCUUGGUCUGAUUGAAAAUUGCGUCAAGGAAAGUAAUAAAGCAGAUGAUCCUUGUGAACGUGUUUACCGUGCAUCAGUAUGCUUUGAUAAGCUUGAUUAACAAUUUAGAAAGAAAAAAGUGCAAACAUAAUAGAAAGUAAACCGUGACCGCAGUUAUAAUUUAGGAAAAAGAGAAAAUAUUUGUAUUUCUUAAAUAAAUACUGGCAAAAGCCAAAUUUCAGA